AUGUCGAGGGCAUCUGCAGCUGCGUUAGCUUUAGCUUGCAUUUUCGCUGCCUUUGCCGGGUCGUCUGGUGGUGCUUUACAGGUAGGGUUCUAUAGAGGAAAAUGCCGCACAGUCGAUGUGGAGACUAUUGUAGCCAAAGCUGCUGUGGAGUCAAUCUGUCCAGGAGUGGUUUCUUGUGCUGAUAUCAUUGUUAUGGCCACUAGAGAUGCUGUUGCCCUGAGUGGAGGGGGGCGAUAUAUUGUACAAACAGGAAGAAGAGAUGGAACAGUGUCCCUUGCUAAGAAUGUGAAUUUGCCAGCUCCUUCAAUUUCAGUAUCAGAUUCCAUUAAUGCUUUCAACAAGAAAGGACUUAAUUCUAAUGACAUGGUUUACCUUCUUGGUGGCCACACGGUUGGAGUCGCUCAUUGUUCGCUCUUUCAAGAUCGUCUCUACAACUUCCAGAACACAGGGAAACCUGAUCCAACCAUGGAUACCACACUACUAAACACACUAAAAAAGAGAUGCCCUCAGAAUUCAACUGUUGAUAGCCCAGUUAAUCUUGAUCAAAACCCUUUGAGCUCAAUGACUGUAGACAAUUCUUACUACAGACAAAUCAUUUUACAUAGAGGUAUUCUCCAAAUUGAUCAAGAACUAGCCCUUGAUCCAUUAACCAAUCCCACAGUUGCGGCCAUUGCUAAAGGGUUCGACUUUUCGACUCGAUUUGGACAGGCCUUGGUCAAGUUGGGCGCAGUUGAAGUACUCACAGGUGCACAAGGAGAGAUCAGAAGAUCAUGCAGAGCCAUUAACACACCCUUGAACAAUUAG
Molecule: messenger RNA, 804 nt
Organism: Fraxinus pennsylvanica
Lineage: Eukaryota; Viridiplantae; Streptophyta; Magnoliopsida; Lamiales; Oleaceae
Source: the annotation of a GenBank genome assembly